Molecule: messenger RNA, 1470 nt
Organism: Emiliania huxleyi CCMP1516
Lineage: Eukaryota; Haptophyta; Isochrysidales; Noelaerhabdaceae
Exons: 4
Coding region: 1-1470 (489 amino acids)
Source: RefSeq, a predicted model, not a curated record
AUGGAAAAUCAUCAGGAGGACCUGUUGGGCUUGGUGAUGCUUGAGCUGGCGAGGAGAGUGGACUGCACGCCUGUCUUGACCACGUCAGAGGACAGUGCCUUGCUCGCACACUCACACGUCACAGCGGGCCCGCCUCUGCUGCACGACCUCCCGCUCGACCUGCAGGCCAAGAUCCUGUCUCUGACGGAGCCUCCGGCCUUUGCUGCGCUCCGCCGCUGCGACUGCCGGCACCGCGAGGCGGCCGACGCCGCGGUCGCACACAUGCUGGCGCAGCUUCGAGCGGCGGUGGCGGCGUACGCGAGUGCCGACCACUGCCGCGUGCUGCGGCACUGUCGACUGACAAGCUGGCCGAUCACGUCUUGCGCCAUCGCGGUUGUGCUGCCGGCCACGGAGUGGGCCGAGCUCCUCUCGCCGGCGGUGCACCUCCUCGAGCACUGGCUUCGAGCUGAGCUGUGCGACUGCCUCCAGCGCCUCAAGCGGAUCGCGGCCCUCCAUGCCGGCAAGGGCUCCACCCUGGCCGCGCUGCGCCACCUGCACGCCCGCUCGGUGCUCCGCUUUGAGACCUGGCAGCAGUCGGUCGUCCCGCUCGGGCUGGAGUGCGAGUGUUCCAUCGGCGCGCUCGGCGGGAGCCAGCACCUCGACUCCGUCUGCGCCGGCGAGCCGUCCCCGCUCGGGCCGGCGGCGCAGCGGCUCCUCGCGGACGCCCUCUUCACGUCAGCGUUUGGGAUGCACCACCGCGCCUCGAGCGACGCAGACGCCGAGCGCGCCGUCGCCAGCUACCGGCAGUGCAGCUACCUGCUGCAGCACGCGCUCGCCAUCCAGGAGGAGCAGCUGGCGGCGGGCAGCAUCCAGGAGCUGACGGUGCUCUGCACGCGGCUGGCGCUCGCACAGGCCGCCGCCGGGCGGGGCGAUCUGCGAGCCGCGCGGGAGGCGCUCGAGGCGCUGCUGCCAGCCAUGCGCUCCACGCUCGGCGCGGCCCUCGCCCUCGUGCGGCGCGCGUUUGACGAGCGGUGGCGCGCGCUCGGCCCUCUGCACGAGGACACUUGCCGCACCGCGCAGUGGCUGCACGGCGUCCUCAUCGACCUCGAGCCGCCCGCGCGCGCCGCGUCGCUCGCCCCCUUCCUCCGCUGCCUCCGCUCGCUGCUCGCUGACGGCCGCGAGGCGGCACGGCUGGCGGUGGCGCUGACGCCGCACUUCCAGCGCUCGCACUUUAGCUUCGAGGUGCCGGUGGAGAUGGUGCACUGGCUGUCCGACGGCGACCCGCGCAGGCGCCGCUCCGACUGCGGCGACCUGCCCCGCUCCACCUUCUACGGCCAGUGCCGCUGGGACGAGGCGCCGCUGCCGCUCGACGGGCUGCUGGGCCGCAGGGACCCCGAGAGCGCGCGGAUGCGGCGGAACCUCGGUUGCCCCGACCUCGUCGCGCUGGUGGAGGACGCGGCGGAGGAGGAGCCGUCGGCAGAGGUGUGGUGA